CGUCUAACGUACAACACAUGCGCUAAGACUCGAUUCGAGGCAAUUAGACGUUUCUUGUUGCGAGAAGCCCACAAAACCACCCACCGGUGGCAUCAUACGCCCCCCAAGCUACGUAAGGGCAGGGGCCAGUACCAUAGCUGAGCCCCGGAUGGCUGACUGGCUAGAAGCAACAAGGGGCAUUGCGGGCAUGCUUGAGUUGAUUAGUCCAUGGCAGAAGAUGCAGUGGAGCUUGGUUAGGAAUGACGAAAGAUAUGGUCCAGAGCGGGCGGGGAAGCUUUAACAUCGUAUAAAGCCGCGUUCAGGUCCUCCACCGAAUGCAAUCAUCCCAUCUUCACAAAACGCAACCUAUACACACUCAAAACGUCACCUUUUUUAUAAUCCCCUUACAACACAUUCAUCAUGGGUUUCUUUGACAGGCACGAGGAGAACUACCAGCAGGUCUACGAGAACGACAACUUCGACGAGAACAAGGCCAGCCUCGGACAUGAGGUGAUUGCCGGUGGAGCUGCCUUUGCUGGCUUCAAGGCUUUCGAAGAUCAUCAACGCAGUGAAGGCAAGCCCGUAUCCCACGCCUUUGCUAAGGAGCUGCUCGCAGGCUUCGCAACCGCAGAAGUCGAUAGGCUUGCCGAGACUAAGGGCGAGGACUGGUUUGACCGAGAGAAAGCUAAGAGGGACGCCAAAAGCCAGGCAGAACAAAUGUACGACGAGCACUACGUAAACAACCAGGGUGCUGAUCAGUACGAUCCUAACCAAUACGAACGCCCCCAACAAUUCGAAAGGCGCGGAUGGUGAGCGGUUAUAGGCAUAAUAUUGCUAUAGGAAGACCAUGAUCCGGCACUUCAAGCCCUUGAUCAAUAGCCAAUAGAAACGUGUCAUAGCAGAGCAUCUCACCAACAUCAACCUUCAACGUGCAUUGAGGUGGGGCUAAACGCCCCUGGAUCUUGAGAUAAUGACUGACCAAGAAGAUUAACAUUUCAAGAAAACACCUAAUGAAUAGCUGACUGAAAACAAAAGAUGC
Molecule: messenger RNA, 1018 nt
Organism: Dothidotthia symphoricarpi CBS 119687
Lineage: Eukaryota; Fungi; Ascomycota; Dothideomycetes; Pleosporales; Dothidotthiaceae
Exons: 3
Coding region: 400-792 (130 amino acids)
Source: RefSeq, a predicted model, not a curated record